Molecule: messenger RNA, 1574 nt
Organism: Drosophila arizonae
Lineage: Eukaryota; Metazoa; Arthropoda; Insecta; Diptera; Drosophilidae
Gene: ImpL2
Product: Ecdysone-inducible gene L2
Source: RefSeq, a predicted model, not a curated record
AAAGGAACAAAAUAGAAGCUGCUCGUCGCAGGCGCUGUUGCGUUGCAAAAUAAAGAAAAACAAUCAAAAUUUCACCAAAGCUAAGCUGCACAGCUACCAAAACGGCACACCGCGCCGACUCUAUGUCAUUGUUAACUCAAUUGCUGCUGAAUUUCAAUCAAAAGGCCCAAUUCCGCAGCCAGCACAACUUAGAGCUGAUAAACUCCUUCAUAACAUAACAAAAAGUUGUGAGAUUCGAGCAGCUCGCGCCUUCAAUCAAAAGACGCGAACGCCAAACGCUUCUAAACGCCGCCCACUUAGGGAGAAAACCGCAAACAUUUUUUACCGGAAGAGAAAAAAGAAAUCAAAUCAAAAGAAAAUGAAUUUAAAUCUGUGCGCUAUAGCGCUGCUGCUGUUUGGCAGCCUCUCGGGCGCCCAGAGUCGCGCCGUGGACAUUGUGGACGACAGCAACGAUGUGGACAACUCCAUUGAGACGGAGGAGGUGCCGCAGUCCCAGUCGAAGCACCGCAACCGCGCCUUCGAGGACGACUGGCUGAAGUUCAUCAAAACUCCACCAAACAAGAUGCAACAGGCGCCCGGCGCCACCCUCGAGAUCGCCUGCGAGAUGAUGGGCUCCCAGGUGCCCAGCAUCCAAUGGAUUGUCGGUCACAUGCCACUCUCUGAGAUUGAUAAUCUGGAAUCGAACUCGAUCACGGAGGAUGCGCCCACGGCGAUCGUUCGUGUGCGCUCCGUGCACAUUGUCGAUCACAUGCUGAGCGAGCCGAGAAUCUACACGUGCAUCGGACGCACUGGCUCCAAGACCAUCUAUGCCAGCACCGUGGUGCAUCCCUCGCACGCUGACCAGGAGCUGGGUAAUCUGAUCGUACCCGAGAAGCAGUACCAGGGCCCGCAGAAGCCGCGUAUCAUCUACACCGAGAAAACCCAUCUGGAUCUGAUGGGCUCGACCAUCAUGCUGCCCUGCAAAGUGCAUGCCCGCCCGCACGCCAAGAUCACCUGGAGGAAUAACGAGGACAAGGAAAUCGUGCAGAGCCAUCGCUUCAAGGUCCUGCCCACCGGAGAUCUGCUCAUCUCUGACCUUAAAUGGGAGGAUAUGGGCAACUACAAGUGUAUAGCGCACAAUGCUGUGGGCCGAGACUCAGCCGAUACCUUCGUAUACCCCGUACUUAAGGAAGACUAAAGAUUCCACCCAAGGCUAUUCGAUUGGACAUUUUUAGUUAGUUAGAUAGAUCAAAUGCCUUUGAAGAUGCGCGAAAGAUAAAAACAACACUAAAAAAUACAAAAAAAAAAAAAAAAAAAAAAAAAAAAAAAAAAAAAAAAAAAAAAAAAAAAAAAACAAAACAAAAAUGAAGAAAAAGAAAAGAAAGCUUAAGCUUAAGUUUAACUCUAGAAUCUAAUGCCGGCUUAGACUUUAAUGUUUUCAAUCAUUUCCUUGUUUUUUUCAUCCACCUCGAAUUAGUUACGAAUAUUAUUUUUAACGGUAUUUGAUUAGGUUCUUGAUAUCUAAUAUAGCAUUUGCUUGUUUCUUCAAUUUUACCUUUUAGUUGUUCAGGUAAACAAGUUUCGUUUAUAUGUAA